This is a messenger RNA of Styela clava, 8468 nucleotides long. NCBI's taxonomy places the organism in Eukaryota, Metazoa, Chordata, Ascidiacea, Stolidobranchia, Styelidae. The record is from RefSeq and is a predicted model, not a curated record.
UAGGCUAAUAGAAGGACGUCAACAUUACGUCCCAUUACGUUGUAUAUUUAUAACUGAUAAUACAGUCCCAAGUUCAAGCAGUUAGCCGGCAUUCAAGUGCAUUCAUUCGCGUGUUUUCAAUAAUUUGAAGAUCGGCUACGAUUUAAGGUAUUGUGCAUAAUGGUUGGACGAAAACGCGCUAGACGUUCAUGCUCAUACUGCAAUGCGACUGAUCACAACGUGAGAACAUGUGGCGUGAAAGCGUUGGUUGACGGCAAUGGUGAAAGGAAAUUGCUUCAAUGGUUGGCAACUUCCAAUGAAGUCAAUUCUACUGAACCGAAUUCCGAGAACGUAGAGGAAAUUGGGACCUUGGCGGAGUGUAACUCAACACGAGAAGUAGGGACUCGUUACCAGGUUUUUGGACCAACAGUUCGAGAUUUGUUACCGACAACCGCUCCUUCGCCUUGCACUGACGGACUUUGCAAUGGGUCUUUUCAAAAUCCAGGUGGUAUUGUAUGGCUUAAACAGGUCUGUAAUUUGAACAAUUUUUAUUUAUUAAACAAUACUGGAGAUGGCGACUGCGCGUACAUUUCAAUUCUAGACGGUAUGCGAUCUUUAGGCUUACCUAAUAAACCGGAUAAUAUCGAGCAAUUUAGGGCAAUCGUGGCAGAUGAACUAAGUAGUCGUCCGGAUAUUUAUAGAGAUUUAUUAGAAACCGAUUCUGAUGAUCGCGAUUCGGAAUUUACUACUUUUGUUUCUUUAACAAGAAGUACUCGUGAAUGGGCCCAGACAUGUUGUUUUUAUGCAAUAGCUGCCUUGUUUCCCAUAACAAUUCGUUUAUGGGACGACAGGACAAAACAUUUUGGAUCAUUCGGCACUUUUCCACAAGUGGUUAAUAUAGGAUAUUUAUCUAAUGACCUUCAUUACGUAGCUCUUCUUCCGUCAUUUGCAUCUUCUGACAAUUCCUCUGCUAAUUGUGUAUCAAGUUGUCAUUUAGAAGAUCAGCAGUCAAUCCAUGAAAAAGAUAUCAGAGAUGUUUCGCAGACUGUAACUUUGGAAAUGACAUCAAACAACCCUGUACCUCAGCGAAUGGAAAGGCCUGACAAACCGGAAUAUCCGUUGAGACUUCAAGGGGUUAAACAAGCGACCAGAACAUGUGCCAAUUGCUGCAGAAACAGUACAGAGAAGUAUAAUAUUAAUUUGCGCAACCGGUCACCGGUACUCAAACGUAAAAAGUUCGGAUUUAUUCGGCGUGGUAUGGUAGCUUCACAGCAGGUAUUGCUUUGCGAUCUUUGUUGUAAGUAUUUAACUUCAACUACUUUUAUGACAAUUAAGCAAUCCUGGCAUUGCUCUUGGCCCAGUGUACUAUGGUAUAUUUUGUCACUGAGCGGUGACAUUUCAAAUAAAGUUUGGUCAGUUUUACCAUCUACAAUUAGGGAAAUGUGGCGAGUAUUGCAUUUGAACAACACCGAAUGUAGAUUUGUGGAUCGUACUCACGAUAUUAAUAAAUUUAAGUCUUUAGUGGCAACUCUUGACAUAGGCUACAUUAAAGAGGCUUUUAAUGCUUUCCCAGUUGCCGACGUCGUAUGCCCUUUGGGUUGCUGGCAAUUUUUAGAAGAUUGUGAUUUUAUUCCAUUACUACAUUAUUUGACAGAUUUAACGGAAGUCAAAUUGUCAGGAGCUGAUUCAGAAACAUUCAGAGGAGCACGCCCCGAUUGGCCACCCUUGCCAACGACAUAUUUGGAAAGUUAUGUGUGCGCAGCUGGAAUAGCGGUGUCGGAACAGCAAGGAAUAUGCAUUUUAUGGUGUAAAGAUAAGCACGAGUCUUUGAAGCGGCCGACAAUUCAUCCACCAACGAAUCCCGUUCUUCGACCAAAUGCUGAACAAGGAUGUGAUUUCUUAGCUCCAUGUACUCUUAUACCUCACAUAAAACGCCUGGGUAAGAUAAAGCAAUGGAAUUCGUCAGGACACGUGAUAGACGUUCGUGGCGGUCAUUUUGGAAUGUCGUCUUGCUCACUAAAUCCUAAUCCAUCUAAAAUGAUCAUUUCUAGUGAUCAGCAUCUAGUUAAUUCACUUAUUGUAGGGCAACGUAAUGAUAUUAGAAAAAGACUUUUUAGGGAUCAUAGAAGACGCCGGGAUGCGGAAUCGUACCUGCUUACAUACAAUGUACAUCGUCGAGAAAAGUCGGGUGUUUAUGACGAAGACGUUAUUCAGAAACAUUUGUCUUCGGGAACCUAUGUGUCGGAAAUUGAUGCUUAUUAUAUGUGGCGAGCAGGCCACGCAAGGCAAGUACAGACUUCUCAACAACAUGAUGGUGAGUUAAUAGAGCCAACUAAGAUGUUUAUAGCUAUUGUACAUCCGGCUGACUCGUUUGGCUGUAAACCUUUCCGAUGUCAGCUCGGAACUGAUUUUAGUAAAGUCAUUAACAUUUCGCAUUAUGAGGAUUGCGUAAACUCGUGGUCACCUGCUGGAUUAAUAUCUUUUAUUCUCAUCCAUUGCAGGCAAUUAUAUAACUUAGCUCUAAUGCAAGCGGUUGAAAACAAAGACCAGUAUACCGCUUCAAUUUUAUGUACUGUUGCUUCUGUUGAAAAAUUUCAAACCCGUUGUAAACUUAGUAUGUCAAAGAUUGUUUUUCAGGACAGUUUCAAGAGAAUUAUUCAGACGCAUGGACAACAAGUCAGAAUUUCGGAAGCAGAAAUUUUAUCGAACGUUUUAUGUUUGCUUGUUAAAAAAUGUGUGUCACACGUUACGGACGAUUUCAGUCAUCCAAUCCAUUUACUGCUUAAUGAUGAAGAAGUGUUGUUGAUUAUCAAGCCUACAUCUUCGAGAAACCGUCAUUCUUCACCUCCUCAUCAAUUUAUGGGGAGACAUCUUCUCAUGGUGUUGUCUUCCAAGCAUGGUCAUGCUUUUAGAUGGGAUCACACGUUACUUUGGUGGCUGGUCAAUGACCAACGGACGCAUAAGUAUAACUUUCUUCCACAGCUUCCAUCUUGGCAGCUAGCAAUAUAUGGCACAACAUCAAAUGCGGUCAACGAAGAAAUCCUCUCAAGAUCAUUAGACGGCCAACAAUAUUUCAAGUGUGGAAAUGAACAACACCAUGAAUUUCUCAUGAAGGAGUCUCGUUACACUAAUAAGCAAUGCUUCAAGAGAACGUGUACCAAUAAAGCUGUUUGGGGAUGUCAAUGGAACUAUUUGGGGAUGGAGUGUAAUGUAGGAAUAUGUCGAGGACAUUUUACGUCUGAGAUGCGAAACGGUGAGAUUGUUGAAAUACAAUCAGAAAGUGAGUAUGAUGUGGCACCGGAUGCGGUGAGUAUGGAUGAAGGUACUGAUAUUGAUUACGAUAUUAAUGACAGUUCAUCUGCAGAUAACGAUAACUUGAAUUGUGAUAAUGACGUUGAUUUGAGUCAAGUUUUGUUACAUCAUUCUAACUUAGACUUUCUUGAGGAUGAAAUAAUUGUUGAUCCUUUACAUACAGUGUCAACAAACAUACCUUCUUUUAACGCGGCUAGUAACUAUUUUCCGUUACAUAUUUUAUUGAAUGACACUUUUCAGGUUUUGAAAAGAAGCACACGCCGCAGAAAGAAUGCAAAGACUCAAAACUUGCUCCAUCACUUUGCUGGGAAUGGUGAUUCGACGGCAGUGUCUCUACUCUUUCCCGAGGCACAAAUUCUUCCGACAACGUUUUGGGCAAUGAAAGGGAAUUCUCCAAUUGGUGCUAUGCAUCAAGCCCAUUUCUGCAACACAUCAUCUUCUCGCACCUCCAGGUCAUUGCGAUCCAAAGACGACAUGAUUGGCAUUCGAUUACGUGAUCAUAACUUGCCAACGAGUCAACAACAUUCAAGUCUGCAUUUUUAUUUUGACCUUAAGCUAAAUGAUAAAUUAAACAAGAAUUCAUCUGCCCUUGUUUUCAGACGAGGAUUGGAGCAUAUAGCCGAAAACAAGUCUCUUCAUUGUUUGGUACAAGACAGUCCUCUUCCAUAUGAUGAAUCCGACAGUAAUAUAAAAAUUCGUGAAUUGACAGCACUUACUACGAAGUAUCCUUGGAAGUACUGGAUGACGAUGACAUGCAACGAAGUCAGGACUCCAGGUAUAAUGCGGGUAAUUAGUAGUAUGAAGGAGAUGAGUAAGAAUCUGUCCGAUUACCCUAGAAUUUAUUACGCUAACUUAGGAAUGAUUAACAGGAUGUGGCUCCGUUUCAUUAACGUUUUUCUGGAGUAUCUCGUUAAUAGCCCAGAUCAGCCUGCAGGACCUAUUAGGCACAUGUUUGCUCGUUUGGAAUUUCAAUCUACAGGUUCACCUGGCAACAAAGCCCACGUCCACAUCGGUGCUGCUUUAUUCGACGAACCAGUAGAAACAACGUUGAGUCGUAUUUCUUGCAAUCCUGAAACCGUGUUUAAUGAUGAAAGCUUUGGGGUCACACGUCAGCAACUCCUGAAAAAUGGAAUCGUUGAAAGAUCUUCAGACUUCGAUGACCUCAAACAACUAUAUAUCAAAAUGUCCACGCAUAAUUGUUCGAGGGCUGGAGAACGCUGCUUGAAGCGUAAAAACGAGAAAGGAGAAAUGGUUUGUAGAGUACCUAGGCACCCAACAAGUUAUCAGUACUUUUUUCAGGAGAAGCAUGACCUUUAUUGUCCUGAUAUGAUGGAGAGAAUGAAACGCAUCGGAUUUGCCGAAAACACUAAUUGCCGACAACCCGAUGGUUCUAUUUCCAGCAGAUUGACAAUGAUUGAUCCGAGGCUACGGGGAGGCAGAUACCACUACCCAACGAGGAGCCCACCAACUUAUCUGCCGACCAUUCCUUUAUUGCAAUGCGCUUUGGGUUCGAGUUUCAACUGUACUGCAUGUGAUCGUCGGUUCGCAACGUCAUAUUUGAUAAAGUAUCACGUAGGUAAAGAGAGCCAUAGUGGCGGUAAGUAUUUGGAAGGAGUCGAAAAAGGUAAUGUAAAAGUUAUUGACGGUGGAUUAGAGCAUGUUAAAAUUUCUGGUCAACAACUGCUUAACGAUAAAAAGACGAAUAGAAAUAAAUUGAAAGGUUUAGCAGUGACUGAAAUAGGAUACUACGAAAUGAAUACUUUCAUUAAUGAUGCAAGUUAUACAACUUCAACUGCUAACUUUAUACAUGUUAACACAAAUCCUCCGGAGUAUCGUGUUUGGCGUGUUAAAUCGAAGAAUGCUAGCGUACGUAAUUGUGAUCAUGGAAUAACUGGAGGUCGUUCGCCAUUCAUUGAUUGUAGACUUGUUGAAACCAUUCCUCAUUGGCGGCGAUUUACUGUAAAUCAGGAGUUGCAUGCUCGAGAAUAUAACGAAUCUGAGUUAGUCUAUUCCAAUACUGAAAAGUUUAAUAUUCGCCCUCCCGAGCUGUUGUCAGUUAAUAAAUUGCUCUUGUAUCAUGAGAUAUUUAUUUAUACGGGUAAUCGAGCAACUUCUAACCUUCAAAUAUCUUUAGAUCCCAUGACUGACAGACUUUAUGACGCGCGUGGGUACGAGGUGAAGAUAAGACGAUGUGCACUUAACAAGUUACGAGACUUUUUACGGGAGAUAUCCGACCACAACGUGCAAAGUAGAAAUUUCCUCAUUGAUCUCGUUACACGCCUUUCGUCGAAAUCGGAUGCCGACACCCAACAGCUUUCAAAAGAUUUCGUUCACGAGAAAGACGUCAAAGAAACUGUCGCUGUCAGCUCCUAUAUUUACCCUAAUAGGAAAAUCAAUUUCAUCUAUCACAUAGUGCUGACUCUCGGACAUUAUGAAACGGAAUUCGACUUGUUCCACCGCACGACUUCUUUUCGCGACGUAUUUAUACGUGCUGGACUUCUUGCAAGAAAAUCCGAAUACAAUCAGGAAGAUGCAAACGAAAUCUUUAAGCUAUACAUGGAUGCAGAAGGCCUUCAUCUACCGAUUACAAGAAGAAAGCUGGAAAGAUUUACGAAAAUAGCAGACAGCCUCAUAAUGGAAAUUGUUUGCGGUUCCGGCGAUAUUUCUUCAGCAAUACCCCCAAUUUCGGAGUUAGCAAUUAGAAAUGCUGCUGAAGACGAGAUAGCAAUGAUAGAAAACGUCAGAAGACGAAACCUAAUCGAAUCGCUACAUAGUGCAUUACUUAACGCUGGAGUAUCAAAUCUGCCGACGACUGAAGAUGUUUUUCAUGCCAAUUUGGCUGAACCAAUCAAUCAUUGGAUUCCACUUUUCUCCGAAAGCGCGGUUGCCUCAUUAAUGCCGAGAUCAGAUCUUCAAACGGACGAGAGUUAUUCGGAACAAGUCAUGACACUGGAGAUUGCACUAAAUGCAAUAAAAGCAUACAUGAAUCCUGAACCGGUAUCAUCUAGUAGCAAAUUCCCGUGCAUUGUUGGACCUCCAGGAGCAGGCAAAACGUUCCUGAUUCAGCUUAUCGCAUUCAUUGCACUGAGCCUAGGAUUCCGUGUGACGCUACUUUCCUUGACUUCGGAACGAGCCAGAUCAUUAGGUGGAAUACAUAUACAUCAAAUGUUCCCUUUGCCGGUCACGGAUAAAUACAACAAAUCACCAGACAAAUCAUAUUGCCAUAUGAUGCAAAGCUUAAGUAAAUCCGGAAAAAAAAUGGUUAUGUUACAAAGAACCGAUAUAUUCAUUUUCGAAGAAAUUGGACUUAUUUCUGCUGAGACCUACGCCAUGCUAGACCGAUGCAUGAAGGAAAUUAUGUCUACGGAUGAGUGUUUUGGGCACAAGCUCGUUAUCGCUAAUGGGGAUCCUUGUCAGCUCCCACCUCCUCAAGGCGCUCCAUUUUGGACGUCAAUGCAUUUUAUGGCUUUUUUUAAAGCAUUACCAUUGAAGCAUUUCGUCCGAUCAGCAAGUGAUAGAAAACUCCAAAAAAUUAUAGCAUUGAUUCGAAAACCGUCUUUGCAAGAAGCGCAAGUAAUCGAUAUCGUCAACAUUCUCGGUGACAACUGCAAUUUUGUAGGAAAUUGGAAUAGUGUUCCAGAAGACGCAAUGAGGAUAGUAUCAACGCGAAAAGCGGAACAAAUGGCAAUUGACGAAUUUUUGGAAGGUAAAGCAAAUGACCCUAACGUGCAACUGGUAAAGUUUAUUUCUACUGAUGAAGUAUACGAUGGAGCGAGUUGGGGACCAGCUAAUACAACGCAAACGCAUGCAAUCACCAGACAAGUUUUAGAACCAGAAGAAAUUUCGUUAUUCAUCGGUGCUGUCCUCAGACUGACAUACAACAACAAUUCGGGAAAUGCGAAGUUUUCACAAGGCCAACUUUGCAUUGUUAAUGAAUUGUUGCAAGCGGAUCAACUACAAUCGGAAGUUGCAGUUAGAGUCAAACUCGUGCCCCCGGGCGAACGGUCUUUCUCUACGCUCGACUCAAAUUGGUCUGAUUUCAUUUUGAAACCUCGGUAUACCCCUGAUGUGUUGAUAAGCGGUAUGAUUAAUGCAAGAAGACUUCAAUUACCUGUUCGCUUUUACAAGGCUAACACUAUUCAUCGGGUAAUGGGAGAAACAUGCCGUCUCGUUGCCACUGAAAUUAAUAAUCAAGAGCCGAGUAAGCGGCAUCUACGUCUCUGGGAGAAAUCUCAACUUCUAGUACUCUUGUCGCGAGUACCGACCUUAGCGUGUUUAUAUUUUGUUGGCGAUAAAUCAGUCACAAGUAGCACAAUUGCUCAAAUGUUACGAACCGAUGAUUUUUGGACAUCGCACAUAUCUGCAAGAUUAAUGACAAAUAUGAGUAGGCAAUCCCACUACCUAUCAAACUCAGACUAUCCUUAUUCCUUCAGUUCCAGAGAAAUUCCAUGUUUCAAGUCCGGAGUUGUAUAUCUGCUCAUUUCUCUGCCAUUUCCAAAUGUGUCCUAUUUGGGACAGACAGGACGCAACAUCAAGCAAAGAAUCGCGGAGCACAACGCUGGCAAUGGAACCACCUUCACCAGCCAAGGACAUUAUAUGCCAUGGGCCCCCCUUGCUAUAAUAUACGGUUUCUCUGAGGAUAUUUCUCGAAGCGAUGCGGAAAAGCAACGACGACAUGUGGAACAAACAAUACAUGAUCACAUCGGACGACAUUUUACCCCAGAAACGGUUUUAUCCGUCAUGUUCAAUUUGGUUUCAGGAGGUAUCACAAUUGAUGGUAGGUAUCAGUUUUAUGAAAACCUUACGGUUGAAAGACUGGGAAGACUUCGAGUUGAUGAGCAUAACGGAAUUGUCGGAACUGAAAACACUGAAUUGUGAUAGUGAUCACAAAGGUUCUUAGGAUUUUAAUAAAUAUUGGAGAUACUAUAUAGACUGCUAAACACAAAAUUUUUCCUACCUAUGGUACUGUUGCCUUGUCGUGGCAGGUAGGCUUUAGUCCCUUAAUGAACUCACGAUCUGUGCUGGCCGGAGCAUUAACUCCUGGCAGGGUCACCCAUGAAAGAGAGGUCGUGUGGGAAAGGGCAAACUAAAACAGUCCAACGCAUUGUUGUAGGCAGUAAUGCAAUUUUUUAAAAUAAAGUGUUGCUAAGUAAUAUUGAUAGUGUUUCAUAUUUUCA